AUGUUCUACUACACCUUUGUAUCUGGAUAUGCAGGCCAAAGCCUCUUUGAGGAUAUGGUCAGAGCAUCCUACAACUUUGUGCUGGCAGCACCCAUCAUUACCACCGGCGUUUUCGAUCAGGAUGUGACGGAAGAGCAAGUCAUGGCUGAUCCUCGCUUGUAUGUGAGUGGGCGAGAAGGCUUGGAUCUCAACGCGUCGAAAUUGGUGGAGAUGUUGCUCUCUGCGGCGGUACAUUCCUGUGUCAUUGGCUUUGUGAUGCUGAUGGUGUUCUACGACAUGUCCAUCCUUCAAACAGGGGAUUUUUACACCUUUGGCACUACAGUCUUUACUGUGCUGGUGAUUUCCAUGAACUACCGGGCAGCCUUCGUCACCAGGACGUGGAACUGGGUCACACUCGCUGGACAAGCAUGUUCCUUUCUCAUUUACCUGAUUUUCCUCUUGGUAUAUUGCAAUAUUGAGUGGAUGACAGAGCACUUCCAGUUGGACACUGAGUGCCAGGCCGCAUGGUGCGCAGCCCUCACCUGUGGAUUUGUGCGAUCACACUGCCAGCCUUGGCGAUGGUGA
Durusdinium trenchii is the source of this 564-nucleotide messenger RNA. The record is from the annotation of a GenBank genome assembly. Lineage: Eukaryota; Dinophyceae; Suessiales; Symbiodiniaceae.